ACAUCGAAUUCUAUGUUAACCUAACCCUGAUUUUAAUGAAACUACCUACACCUAUUCUAGUAUUUGUAGUAAUCUGUGUGACGCGUAUAAAUAAAUAUCUGUUUAAAAAUAUAAAAAAGCAAUAUGGUCGAAUUUGGCCCAUGUCGCGUUUUGUUUGGAUAAUUAUGAUAUUGUCCAACCUAUACCAGAAUUUGCGUAACUUUUACACACUUUUUUAAAUAAAUCUAGUGAUGAUUUCCGUGGUUGGCCGUGGUAAAAGAAGAAAAGCGUACCGAAAUUCUUGAAGUGAAGAUCAAUGUUAUAAUAUUUUAAGGUCUUCAGAUAAUGAAUUCUGUCCAAAGCUUCAACUGUAUUUUCUGUAAAGAAACUUUUGAUAACAAAGAAGAUUUGCAAAUCCAUUUCAGAAAACAUGGUGAUCCAAGUUUUAAUAAAAGUAAUACUAAGAAGCGGUGUACGAAUGAGACAGAAGAGGCUAAUCCAAAGCCAAACAUCAAUACAGAGUUGGUCGGAUGUGAUGUCUGUUCAGAAGUUUUUCCAACAAUAUCAAGAGCUAUAACUCACAAACAUAAAGUUCACCCAGAUCACGAUGCGAAGUAUUUCUGUCCCUGGUGCGGAAAACUUUUCACAUUGAAGCAUUUGUACAACAAGCAUUUGCAGUCUAACCAUGAUGAACUUGAUAGGACGGUUGAAAAGCUGUUUCACUGUGAUACCUGCAAUAUUGACUUCAACAUACCAUCUGCAAUGCUUUAUCACAAUAAGUUCUUUCAUAGACAAGACACUGAUAUACCAGAACUUGGACAAUCAACAAAAUUAAGAGCAUAUAGUCAGAUAUCAAUUCCAAUUUACUAUUGUGCAUUUUGUGGAGAAGAAUACGAAAAUAAGGUCAAUUUACAUAAACACAUAAUUGAUGAGCAUGGUGAUGAAAACCAAAGUCCACAGGAUGUAAUGCGCUGUCCCCUCUGCCAAGCCAUAUUCUUUCACUUAGAUGCAUAUGAAUUGCAUUUAACUUUUCAUUCAUCGGAUGACUUGUAUGGUGGAAAAAAUGAAAUAACAUUCAAUUUGUCAGACUACUCAUUGGAUACAGUACCACCUGUGAUGGAAAAAGUGGAGGAUUGUCAGGCAAUUCAAGCUGCUGAAACCACUGUGGAAGAAAUAGACAUAAAUAACCUGCUUGAGCUCGCCAUGGAAGAAUCAAAUGAUCAAUCGCCGAAGAAAAGUAAAAAACAUAAAAAGCACAAAAAAUCCAAAAGAUCUGCAAUUACCCUGGAUGAGUUCCUGAACAUGAACAAAGAUGUUUUUGGGGAGGGCAUCGAUAUCCAAGGAGUUGAAGAAGUACCCACGAGGGCAAUAACAAAAAGGCUUAAAGUCCUUAAUAAACCUACAUCUGCUCGAAGUCCUGAAUUAGAAAAACUAAAGAAGCAAGGAAUAGUUGUUAAAAAAAAGCCUAAUAAAAAUAUUAAUAUAGCCCAUAAUUUCAAAGUUUCUGACCCAAUGUUAUCAUCUCCAAAAAAUACAACACUGAACCCAAUCAGAACUAUACCCCAGUCAAGUCCAAAGCUUCAUUCAUCUGAAGAAGUACUUUCGAAGCUCAUCAAUCAAAAAAAUAAUCAACUCAAAAUUGUGAAGAAAUCUUGCCAAGAAAAUCCCGGAGAUAAGCCCAUGACACAAGCUAUUGAUAAGAUCUCCGAAAAUAAAUCGAAUUUAUUAGAAAACGUGAGAAUGGAAUGUGAUUCUACAAAAGCAGAAUGUGGACUUUUGCAUGAGUCUGAAAAUCACGAUGAUAUUGAAAACAAUUUGCAAACUUGUGAAGAAGAUCACCAGUCACAACUAGAUAACUUAGAAAUGAAUGCAUCUACAGAAUCAAAAGUAAACCCGAUUAAAGAACCUAUUACUUCACUCGUGGCUUACAACAAUGUUGAAGUAAACGAAGAAGAUGAUUUCAGCACACAAAAUAGUUGCGAUAAUUUGGAUAAUUUUGAAAAUUAUAUUCAGGAUCAGAAAAUAACAGAUUCUACAGACUUAUUAGAAAACAAAAACCAUUCAAAUAGGGCCGAGGAGGUAAAAAUUAGUUCACUAAAGGUAAACAACGUCAUGUCCAAUGAAGUAAUAACAGCUGUUGGCACCAAAAGUGUGAUGAGUAAUAAAGAACGUGACGACUCCGCUAAACAACUUGAAAAUAGCUCCGAGAAUUCUUUGGAUGCCUUAAAACAUCUAAGUCAUCUUACAGUGAAAGCGGUUAACAAUAGCAAAGAAAAUGAAUCAAAUAUUAACAAAGCUCUCAACGAUGACAUUGUUAAAACUUCGCAAGUCCAGAAUUCAAAAUCCGAAGAGCAUGGUAAAAAUAAACUUACAAAACAGGUUAACAGCUAUCCUAGCAACUCUUUAGAAGCCAUUAAGCAUUUACCAAGUAUUAAAAUAAAAUCGGAUAAUUGUAACAAGAACAAUGAUUCUGAUGAAGAAAAACCGAAUGCUGAAAAUAAACAAAACAAUUUAAUUGAAGAUGGAGAAGAUCAUCUUGGUGGUCAAACUGAUUUGCUUAAAAAACCUAUUAACUUGCCUCAAAAUAAACCUACACAGAAUAAACGGCAUAUUAUAGGCAAUUUGCAAUUAGGUCACAAUAUAACAAUCAAAUCGCUAACACACUCUAAAAACGAAAACGAUACAGAUAGUGAUUCAGAGUUCAAUAACAGUGAUUUUAGUAAUACAGAAGAUAAUGAUCUUCCAAGCGAAUCGGAGGCUGGUGAAGAACAAUUUAGAAAAAAAAUCCUAAACUUCACAAAUAUUCAAUCUCCUAAAGUCACGGCUAUCACAAAAAAUGAAACUGUAGAAAACAAAACUCCAAUUAAGAUUGCUAAUAAAGCAAGCGAAGGUACUAAUCUACUAAAACAUCUUAAACACAUAACAGCAAAACCAAUAAACCAAGUAAUAAAGGGCACGAUUCCAAAAAUAGUUAAUAGAUCGCCAAAACAUACUCUAGAUAUUAAUAAAACAAUGAAAAAAACAAAUAUUAAAGUUGAAAGAAAUGAAGACAAUAUUGAAGUGUUUAACAUAGAUGAUUCCGAUAGUGAUGAAAUCGAAAAUACAGAAAAAAUUGAAACUAAAACUAUGGAUCAAAAAUCUAUUGAUGCGUUAAAACAUCUGAAUAAAACUGUAACAGUGAAACCUUUAAAAAGUACUGAACCUUCACCCAAAGUUCAUAGUGGAGAUUUCAUCUUACCGGAAGAACCGCCGAAUGUUGUGAUUAAGAAAGAAAGAGACAAAAUCGAUCCUAAACUGGAAGCCAUUAAGAAUACACUGAAGAAUUUAGGAAAUAAUAUAACAGUAAAAUCUAGAAAUACAUCUCCAAGUCAACUACAAGCGCGAAUACAAAACAAAGAAACCCAAGAACAAGCAUAUGAUUCAAACGAUGAUAGUCAUUCAGAUUCUGAUAUUCACCGAGUAAAAAUAACAGAAUUAGAUGAUAACGAACAUGAAAUCAGUAAUGAGGCAAAGAAUGAUAAUACUGACAGCAAUGUCCUAAUCCAGACACCCGACGAUUCUUGUAGCGAGAACGAAUUUGAAAAUUAUGAUGAAUACGACGACAAUGCUGAUAUCGAAGCACAAAUAAAAUCCAGUACAGUUCCUAAAGCUAACGAAACGUGUGACUCUUCAAUAAGUACAAUGGAUUAUGUAAAAAAAAUUGGUAAAGACGUAACAAUAAAAUCUACAGAAAAUAAGAGUGCUAAAUUAGAUGGACCUGGAAAUAAUUCACCAAGUUCGGGUGCAAAAAUUAGUACAACGACAGAAUUUCAAAGACCUAACAUCGUUAAAGGCACACCAAACGUUGGACGUAAAACGAACCAGACUAUGAAACAAGUGACGUCGAGUAACCAAGUUAAUAAAGAAGUUACAGUACAAAGAUAUCAGACGCAUACAAAAACAGUAAUACAAGAAAUAACUACGACCGUUACGAAAACUAUCAAAACUGUCAAUAAAGAAGUCCGGAACGUUCAAUCUAGAAGUACAUUUAUACCGCAAAAAGUAAAGGGAAUGAAUACGAACCCAACGAAAAAUCUAGAAGGUAUCGUAGUGAAGCAAUCCGUACCGAAUCAGAGGAUAAGAAAUACCCCUAUCAGACCAACUUUAAGUAAAACUAUGAAAUUAUCAAAUGAACUUGUUCCUGCAAAUACUCCAGUUCGACCCUCAAAUCAAUUAGUCCCAGUCAGGCCAAAUGUGAGACCGCCUAAUCCGAGAAUGCCAAAUACCGCAAGGCUGAGACCACCAGUGCCCAAUGUACAAAGCCCCAGAUUUGGGAAACCUUUGAAAGUUUCGCCUGGAGCUAUAAUUAAUCCAAAAAGACCGAAUUCAGAGGACGGUCCUUUUAGUUGUUUUAAAAAACCCAAAGAGUCUCUUUUACCUAUUCCCGAAUCAUCAAAUUUGGGUCCGAACGACGAUGGGCACGUUGAGUUCGCAUCCUCUUCACAAACUAGUAAAAACUUUAUGAGCGCAACUAAAUCUAUCAAAGGAAAUUCUAUGGUUUCUUGCGUGCAGAUGAAAUCGGAAACGAGUGCCAGCUCUUAUCAAUUAAAUAAAUUGAGCAACAUGUCAGGACUUAAAGUAACGAAAAUGACCCAAAAUAAACAAUCACCGGAAGAACAAAGCCAGGCGAAUGCAUCCAAACGAACUAUUGACGCAAUACAGAAACUGCAGAUGCAAGGUCUUUUAGUGAAAAAACCUCGAUUAGAUAGUGAAACUCGAUCGAAUGAAGAUAGUGAGAACUCUGAUGCGGGAGCUGAUGAGAAUGUCGACUACAGUUCACCGGCUGAAUAAUUAGGUCAUUAAUUCACAUUGUCAUAAACGUGCAGACUGAUUUAGAUUAACUCCAGCGUGAUUUCAAAAAAGAUGCCAGAUGCAUUAUGAAGUUAGAAAUUUUCCAAAACAUCAAUAUAUUGUAAAUAUUUAAUAUUUAUUGAUAGGUGAAAUGAAUGUGGUUGUAAUAUUGUAAAGUGAAUACACUGUAAUGUCUUUUUGUGUUGAUGUAUAUUGUGACGUGAAGAAUGUUUCGCAUGUACUAUGUUCACUGUAUAUAAUAAAUACAAACGUGGCCAUUGCGAAUGGUGUCAGUCCUAUGCGACCAUAGACGAUUUACUACUUUAAUAAAAAGUUAUAAGAACAUAA
Messenger RNA from Bombyx mandarina (wild silkworm), 5157 nucleotides. RefSeq lists its product as uncharacterized. The record is from RefSeq and is a predicted model, not a curated record. Gene Ontology annotation, molecular function: RNA polymerase II transcription regulatory region sequence-specific DNA binding; DNA-binding transcription factor activity, RNA polymerase II-specific. Gene Ontology annotation, biological process: regulation of transcription by RNA polymerase II. NCBI's taxonomy places the organism in Eukaryota, Metazoa, Arthropoda, Insecta, Lepidoptera, Bombycidae. Gene Ontology annotation, cellular component: nucleus.